CCGCAAUUCCAUGUAACAACAAGAUGUCGGUCCCACGGGCGCGGUUACUGCAACUUGUGAAGGCUCGUUGUGAGCUCUUCUCGACGACUUUCAAUCCCGAAGGCGUCCGGACCGGUAACAAGAUCCUGCGCCAGCGACUCAAGGGCCCGGCACUUGCAGCCUACUAUCCCCGCAAGAACGUCGGUAUCCGCGAGCUCCAGAAGGAAUUCGCUCCUCUUGGUCUUGAGGUGGACGAUGAGAUCGAUGAUGAUCGCUUGGAGCACUUGGCAGCUCUGAGAGCCCGCGACAAGGGAGCGCCCAAGAAGAAGAGGACAGCACCCUCUGCGGCCGAUUCGAAGAAGAAGAAAUAAGAUACGACGUCCCGAAAACAGAACUACACGACUUAUACAUGUAUUAUAUAGUGGGCGGAUUAGAAUCAUAUACCCCAAUACUUGGCGUUCCUCUGGCAGUUGGUCCAUUUCCUUUCCGAUUCAUUCGUUCGGUACCCGGUGACAUAACAUCUUCCAUCUGGCGAAGUGUUGUCCAUGACUUCCCAUGGUUAGCGACACCCCCUACACCUGGCUUUC
Molecule: messenger RNA, 566 nt
Organism: Neurospora tetraspora
Lineage: Eukaryota; Fungi; Ascomycota; Sordariomycetes; Sordariales; Sordariaceae
Product: mitochondrial ribosomal subunit S27-domain-containing protein
Exons: 4
Coding region: 24-350 (108 amino acids)
Cellular component (GO): mitochondrion
Source: RefSeq, a predicted model, not a curated record